UAUAUUUUGAUAAAGCAAUCAAAAGUUGAUUAUAUAAAAGUUAGGAUGAUUUGAUUAUAUUUGUAAAAUUUUAACUUAAAGUUAUAAUGUAGCUAUAGAAUCAGAUUGGGAAAAUUAGUUUGUAACCAAGGUAAUAAGUAAUGAAGCUAACUGACCAUGGCAAGGUACAAUGCUGCUAUGUUCCUUGUACAGUCCCUACCCAACCGGACAAUAGGCCCGGGAAUAUUAAUCUUAUGAAGUAAGUCGUUAUGGCCGGGUACAUCCACAGCAAGGAUACUGCGCAUGCCUGCAUGAAGGAGGUCAUCCAGCGGACACAGGUGCAAGACCACUGACGACCACCAGAGACCCUUGAGGACCACCGACUCAAAUCACUGAACAUGCGUGAUGGGGAGGAGAAUAUGGAAAUGGAUUCCAAGAAAUGAUUAGCAUAGGACUACCCUUUCUGAGAAAAACGAUGAAUAUGUAUGUUUUGAUUCUAUAUAACCUGUGUGUUGGUGAUUACCUGGCAUGCACGUUGGGUGGAGCUAUCCCCCGUGCAUCCAGCGCUGCAAUAAAGAAUGCCUGCCUUUUAACACUACAUUGGUGUUACGAGGUUUAUUCCCGGAUUUCAGUGACAGUUUUGGUGACCCAGAUGGGACACUGCUUUUGAACCUUGACGGAUCCGUGGGAUCGCAGGACCUCCGGCCAGCACCGGGGAAUUCUCGGGGAGAACCUCUGAUCCCCGGACCGAAGAGCUUUGAGCAAGACCCCUGGGAGAGGAAAGACCCUCGAAGCGCUUAGAAGAUAUAUUGUGCUGACCAGGCCACUUGCUCUUGAUACGCCUGUACAUCCAUACCAGCCGGGUGACUUUGUGUAUAUAAGAACAUGGGGUUCUGAACCACUCCAGGAGAAGUGGAAGGGACCUUUCCAGGUACUGUUAACAACUUAUACCGCAAUCAAGGUAGAAGGAGUGGAGCCUUGGAUUCACUACACUCGAGUAAAGAAGGCACCGCCAGAUCAGUGGACAUCUACGCAAGAGGGACCUUUGAAACUUAGACUGUGUGAAAAUUCUAAGGACCAGUUUCUUUAGCCUGUUAUCUAUUGAAUUAUGAAUAUUAUGAAUUGUUUGAUUAGACUGAUAACACUUUUUUGUAUUUCAUCACUAAUUUGUAGCCAAAGAAAUACAGAAUGGCCAUGGUCCCAAGCUAUUGUCCAAUAUACCUGGAGUGUGGGACCAUAUCCCAAAGACCGUUCCCCAAAUUUAGCCACUGUAGUAAUGCAUGAAUCUGAAGUUUACCACCCACCUGAGUGGGAAUGGGACAGAAAGGACUGGGUCCGUGUCUUAACUGGAACAAUUGGAGAAAGAAUUCAAGUAGGAUGCAGAAAGAUGGAAGGAUCUCUUCAUGAGAAAUCUUCUUCAAUUACCAUCUCCGGAAAUCUAUUAGACCCUAGUUCUAAUAUUACAACGAGACUCUGUCCCACCACUGAAUGGAAAUGUAACAAACAAGAUUCUCUCAUUACGUGUUGCCGCCAACAGAAUGUUGGUAACUACUCCUUAGACCCUAGUACCAAUAAUGUUGAAAUCACCAAAUCCUGUAUUAAGGAACAAGGAGAUUGUUGGCAUAAUUUUACUUUAACUAAACCAGUUUAUGUGGUGUGCGAUUGGCGACCCAAUCCAUUGACAGGAGGACUAUUGGGCCUUACAUUUAAAUUCAAAAUAUAUGUAACAUUUAAAAAUGAUUAGUAUAGUGAAAGUAUUGAAAUAAUUUUCAAAACUUUCAAAGGGGGGAAAUGUUACAUAUAUUUUGAUAAAGCAAUCAAAAGUUGAUUAUAUAAAAGUUAGGAUGAUUUGAUUAUAUUUGUAAAAUUUUAACUUAAAGUUAUAAUGUAGCUAUAGAAUCAGAUUGGGAAAAUUAGUUUGUAACCAAGGUAAUAAGUAAUGAAGCUAACUGACCAUGGCAAGGUACAAUGCUGCUAUGUUCCUUGUACAGUCCCUACCCAACCGGACAAUAGGCCCGGGAAUAUUAAUCUUAUGAAGUAAGUCGUUAUGGCCGGGUACAUCCACAGCAAGGAUACUGCGCAUGCCUGCAUGAAGGAGGUCAUCCAGCGGACACAGGUGCAAGACCACUGACGACCACCAGAGACCCUUGAGGACCACCGACUCAAAUCACUGAACAUGCGUGAUGGGGAGGAGAAUAUGGAAAUGGAUUCCAAGAAAUGAUUAGCAUAGGACUACCCUUUCUGAGAAAAACGAUGAAUAUGUAUGUUUUGAUUCUAUAUAACCUGUGUGUUGGUGAUUACCUGGCAUGCACGUUGGGUGGAGCUAUCCCCCGUGCAUCCAGCGCUGCAAUAAAGAAUGCCUGCCUUUUAACACUACAUUGGUGUUACGAGGUUUAUUCCCAGAUUUCGGUGACACCAGGAUACAGGGAGCAGCAGGGACCAGAGGGCAGUGGUGGACAAUCUGGUCAGCACAGCUUGCAAGGAAAACAAGGAUACAAUGGACCUCAGGGACAAAAAGGCAUUAACGGUCAGAAAGGACAGAAAGGGAGACCAGGACAUAAGGGCCCUCCAGGACAACCUGGUGAUCCAGGACCAAAAGGAGAAAGAGGUCUAUAUGGUUUGUGUGGAAGGCAGAUCAAGCCAGGACGAACUUCCACCUUUGGGUUCAGUUUUAAGAUCUUACUUCCCAUGAACUGCAGAGAUUUUGCUUCUCUUUGGACCAGUUCAGGGGCACAGUGUGCAUGUAUGAGGGUGAAGCUGGGGACAAGGGGAUUGCAGGGGAACGUGGACCAAAAGGAUAUAGAGAUGGAUGAUUCUGGAUUGUUUCACAUGCUAAAUGUCCAUGGUGGACAAUAUAAUGAAGCAUUACAAAGAUUUCAGCUCUGCACUUUGUGCUAUGGUGAGGACAACUACCCACCAGAAGAGCUCAAGGUCAAGUGCAGCAGACUCUGCUUUCAGAGCCAAAGACCUGUCUUUGAAACAGAAGAGAUGUCUGCAGACCAUGUCACCAUAGAGGCUACUUCAUUCACUCCUCCCUGGUACUCAAGAGGAUUAUUGCAGACUGAUAGAAAAUAUAUUCCUUUAAGAACAAGAGUUUUCACUGAGAAGAAACAAAACUGGAGUAACUGGAAAUUUAAGGCACAGUUUUAGGAAAUGUGAAGCCCUUUAUCCCAGCUGAAGACAGUGGGGGCUGUGGGUGAAAGUAGAAUCCAUAUUUGAAAGAAACAAGCAAGAAGGGAAAACAGUAACAUCAUUACACCAACUAGCCCUAGAUGGAUCCUAAUUCAUCCUUAGAAUACCAAGUGGAAGGAGGGGAUCUCUUCUCCAACCUUGCCCCUGCUUCAAGCUGAUCUUUUAAUUACUUUUCUCCUUCUCUAUUUGCAAGUGAAUGAUUCACAUCAACCUGUGUCCAUAUUCACAGAACCCUCUCUGAGGGGGGUGGAAAGCCUGAUGCUUUCUCUACUGACCUGCUCUGUCUUCCCUACUAGCCUUUUAAAGCACACAGUUGCAUUUUGGUUUCUUUCAGGUUUAUGCUGUUUCCAAGACUUAAGUGAAUACAAACUGAACUGCAGAGUAGGUAUCAGAACAGUCAGUUGGUGCUUAGCUAAAAGGAGCAGACCUUGUUCUGGAAAAAGUCCUGCAAAUCAUUCAUAACUUUUUCUUGAAUUGAGUUUCUUGAGAACGGGUUUUGGGAUUUUGCAAUCAAGUAUUAAAUUAUGCUUCAGAAAUUUUUCCCGGAUUCUUUCUAACUUUCAUGCCCUUCCCAAGGUGUGAAUACAAACUGCAGAUACCAUGUUGUAAGAAGAAGAUCAUCAGUACUAUGAUGAGAUGAAAUGGCUUUCCCAUGCAAUUUUCUGCUAUCCAUCGUCCCUUAAGAAUGCAUUAGCAAUGUUUGCUGAAAUCAUGAGCUGAUAAUGGCUCUUUUGAAAACUGCUAGAUGAGAAGUUAUUUUUAGCACUAUCUGCUAUGAAAAAUGAUGAGGAAUGCAGAGAGACACUUGGGCAGAGGGACGCCAGAAGGCAGGGAUUUCAGGUCCUUCAGAGAGAGGUUUAGAGACAGUAUAUCAGACUAUAUCUGAAUAAUUGCAGAUGGAGUUCAUGGAUUCUCCACUUUCCAUAUCCUUAGCUUUUCCAUUUUUCUUCUUCCUGCAUCCUUAAGAAGGGAAAGUGGGUUGUGUUUCGUUGUUAGGGACUAAAAUGCUCCACAGUGAUGAGAGAUGUUUUAUUCCCAUCUAUUUCCAUCACAGGGUCCUACAGGAGCUCUCAUUAAGUCUGUGGGCUCAAUCAAGUAUAUCAGCUGGGAAGAGAUUUCUUCAACAAAAUACAUGCUAUCGUAAAUACAAAGAGCAUGCAGAAGAUGGGGAGAAAUAACUGAAGAAAUAAAUUUUUGUUGCAUAAAGAGA
Molecule: messenger RNA, 4381 nt
Organism: Grus americana (Whooping crane)
Lineage: Eukaryota; Metazoa; Chordata; Aves; Gruiformes; Gruidae
Product: collagen alpha-2(IX) chain-like
Exons: 10
Coding region: 2197-3129 (310 amino acids)
Source: RefSeq, a predicted model, not a curated record